CCCUCCUCGAAUAGGUCUAGGGCUUCUGCUGGGGCCUGGCUUCCGGUCCAUCCCCACCCGACGCAAGAUCGGCGAGGGGAGCCUCUGCCGAGCGCGGCGGCGCUGCGAAAUUUCUAAACUGAGUCGGCCGGCCAGACGGCCUCGUUAACUUCCUAGCCUCCCUGGAGACGAAGCGGAGCCGUGACCGUAUGCAAACUGGUCGGGGGUGGGGGGCAUAUAAUCUCCCCCUCCGAAGACAGGGAAGGCGUCGAUUUGGUUCACCAAAUCGCCAAGCUACGACUCCUUCCGCAGCCUCGCGCUGGGCUCCGCCGCCACCCGGCCGGCACCACUCAGCAACAGUUUAGUCUGCAGCAGCUCAUGCGAAAAAUUGUCUAGCAGACGCCCUGCAAAAAGAAGACAGCUAUGAUGUUGUCCUCGGACAAAUGUACUGCUAAAAGAAGCAAAUCCGAGCCUGUGAUCCAUAGUCUCCCGGAGGGCAUUCAGGCUAGUAUCAUGAUUCUUCUAACUGGUAGGAGUACUGAAUUUUAUAUCUGUCCUCAUCCAGGGUAUUAUGCAUGACAUAGUAUCAAGGCUGACACUGAAGGAUGCCGUGAGGGCCAGUUUGGUGUCGACAAGCUGGAGACGGCUGUGGACAUUUCAUUCCAAUUUAUGCUUUGACAGUCCCACUAUCCUGAACCGCGAGUAUGGCACCCUUAGCAGGAGCAGCAGCAGGAGGGGUAGAAGAAGACGCAGGUUCAUCAGGCGUGUCGAUGCCAUCCUGGAAUCCCACAGCGGUACAGGGGUGAGAAGAUUCGAUGUCACGUUUGCUCUUGAUGCGAGGCACACGGAACAUCUGGAUCGAUGGCUCAAGUUCGCACUCGAUUCCAGGGCGUCUGAGAUUGCUGUUAAUUUGCACCCUGUGUUCUACAGGGGUUCCGUGAGGUCAUAUGAAUGGGAGGAUGCAUACACCUUGCCGUCUCAUAUGUUUAGCAGUCAAGGGGCAUCUUACAUCGAGUCACUUGAGCUCGUCUUUGCAUCGUUGAAGCUACCCCGUGAUUUCUAUGGCCCUUUGAAGCUUAGAGUGUUGGAUCUCCAAUCUGUUCACGUGUCGGAAGGAGAUCUCGAGCUGCUGUUGUCCAAGUGCAGUGCAUUGGAGUGUUUGCGCCUGGGUCGUUGUUACCCAGUGCUUAAUCUGAAAGUGCAGAAACCACUAUGUCGGCUGCGUAAUUUAUCUGUCCGGGGAUGCCAGCUGCAGGUUAUGGAAUUCAGUGCUCCGAAUCUAGCAAAAUUUGAGUAUUCGGGUCAGGCCAUACCCAUUACACUCAGUGAAUCCAUGAAGCCAACAGAAGCUACUGUGACGCUGUUGGGAUAUGACGAUACUCUUGAACAUGUCUUCACCGAACUUCCAAAGACCCUGUCUCGCGUGGAGACACUAUCUGUGAAUGCUUGCAUAAACACCGAGGUGGUUGGAUUUUCAAAUUGCCUGAUGAAGUUUACUCAUCUCAUAAAACUGGAGGUGACUGUAAGUAUUCUUGGGGACUCAAGAAUCAGAAAUGGGAUUCUUCGUUUAGUGAGUCUUCUAGAGGUGGCCCCUCUUCUGCAAAGGCUCGAGUUAAAUAUGCUUCCACAUGUGUCGGUUGGGGUAUCCAACGAGCCUGAAUCUUACUGGCAUUUUCAGCCAUGCGCGCACCGUCAUCUUGAGCAGUUCGAGGUUUCAGGGUUUAUCGGUCUAAGAGGUCAGCUUGAGGUGGUAUUGUGCAUCCUUGACAACGCAGUGGCUCUCAGGCGGAUGUCCAUAGAACCGAGGGUGACGGCAUAUGAUCGUGUCUUUGGACACUGGGCGGGGUUUGAGCAUAAUAUAGGAAAAGGUAGGGCAUGUGCCUUGGCCUUUUUUUCUCCUGAAGACUAUCCCGGCGUGCAGAUUGAGAUCUUCUGAGGGACCUUGGGUGUUUUUGGCUUCAGCUGUUGUAUGCCUGAAGGAGUGAAGGGGAACAAAUAGGCAAGCGUGAGCCCCAGCCAGCACAGCACCUGUAAUCAAACCAUACCAAACCAUACCAAACCAACUUCAUUUGCAAUCAAACAGCACCUGUAAACACUAAACAGUACCAACCAAACUUGUCGGCUACACGAUUUACUAAGGCACUAGAAGGACCAUUUGAAAAA
Messenger RNA from Triticum aestivum (bread wheat), 2142 nucleotides. RefSeq names its product F-box protein At5g03100. The coding region runs from base 551 to 1915 and encodes 454 amino acids. Gene Ontology annotation, molecular function: protein binding. The record is from RefSeq and is a predicted model, not a curated record. Lineage: Eukaryota; Viridiplantae; Streptophyta; Magnoliopsida; Poales; Poaceae. The transcript has 5 exons.